This is a messenger RNA of Cuscuta epithymum, 4552 nucleotides long. Lineage: Eukaryota; Viridiplantae; Streptophyta; Magnoliopsida; Solanales; Convolvulaceae. The record is from the annotation of a GenBank genome assembly.
CCAAAAUUCAAACAAAACAUUCCAUCUUCCAGAUAUUCUGGAGGUCAGUUCCAGCGACAGUUCCGAAAUGGAGAACACUCCAAACGACGACGCUUCGUCUUCUGCUAAUUUCAGGGGAGUUAGGAAAAGGGAGUGGGGGAAAUGGGUUUCGGAGAUUCGGCUCCCCAAUAGCCGGCGCCGGAUUUGGCUCGGCUCCUUCGACUCGCCGGUGAAGGCGGCGCGGGCGUUCGACGCCGCCCUUUUCUGUCUCCGCGGGAGGAACGCGAACUUCAACUUCCCCGACAACCCUCCCGACAUCGCCGGCGGCAGCGCAAUGUCGGUCGACGAAAUUAAGGUUGCGGCGACCCAUUACGCCAACGCGGAGACCCAUCAGGAUACCGGGUCGGGUCCCAACCGUGAGAAUGUUUCGGAUCAUUCGACUUCGCUUUCGCCAACUCACUCCAUGCAUGCUGACUCACCUCCUCAGCCGGGCCCCGGUGGGCCCGAACAUGUUGAAGUUGAAAUGACACAAGCACCCUUGGACGAUGGGUUUCUCCAGCAGUUGGACGCUCCGAUUUACAGCUUUAAUGGCUAUGGUUUCCCACCGUCUUUACCCGAAACCAAUUACGACAUCGAUGAUCAGUACGAUGGAUAUGCGUCGCAAGGAUCAUUUCGUCUCUGGGAUUAUUGAAGCAACCAAUCACAUCUUAGAGAAAAUUCCCGUUAAACUAAUUCCAGUAAUACUCAACGAACUCAAUAUCUCUUCAAAUCAGAGAUGAAUUUUACGCGAGUUCACGAAAAAUGGCGAGCCUGACUAAUAUGUACAGGACUUUCUGUAAAUCCAAAAAAAAUUGUGCUAAAUAAGAGUAAAAUAUACGAGUAUGGAUUAGCUAUGUUCCGUAAAUAGCAUUAUAUGUUUUAUAUUUUCCUUAAAUAAGACUAAACAUUAUAUUUCUACAUUUAAUGUAAUUAAUAAAUAUAACUAAUCUCUCUUCCUAACUCCUCAUGUGUAAUCAGGGCCGUCCGUCAAUGGCGGAGCACUCCAGAUGCAGUUGCACUACAAAGGUGGCAGUCCAGCCACACACCAUUCCAGCGACAACAGCCGAUUUCUGGUAGGCUGUUGCGUCCGGUAACCAAGCUUCAAUUAUGAGUGUAUGUAUGUUCAAUCAUAAAUAAUACUCCUUCGUCCCAUUGAAAUGAAUAUGCUUUCCUUCUGGGUGUUUGGUAAAUUGUGUUUCAUCCAAAAAAUAGCCGUUUGACCACUUUUGACAUUUUUAUGAGUGGACACACUCUUACUGUUUGGUAAAUAGCGGUUCGGCACUAGCAUUUUAGGACGGAACCGUUGAAAUGAAAAUGCUGCAAAUAGAAGAGAUUUGGGUUAGCGUUUUGAGAAAUGGCGUUUUGUAUUAAUUUUAUGGUCAAACAGCUAAAUUAUCAAACAUCUUCUGAAACCCGCCAAUUUUAUUCCGCUCGUCAAACCCGUUGAUUGAAUUCGCUAUUAACAACCCGAUAACAUAAUCCGUUAUCCGCUAACCGCUAACCGCUAAAUGCCAAACACGCCCUUAUGUGCAAGGACGGAGCCAGAAAAACGGCUCGGGGGGGUCGAAAAUAUCUGAGUAGAAAAACUAUUUACAAAUGAAAAUGGUAGGUCAUUUUUAGACAAUAUCCGAAUUGAAUGUUUCCUUUGUAGUUUAGAUAAAUAGGUGCUCGUAGCUAUAAGAUACAUUGUCUUUUCUCUGUUUCUGAAUCAUGUCACGUACGUAAUGAGUUUAUUACUUUAUUAUACAUUGUUUUUAAAUUUUGGGAAAAUAAUCAAUUUUUUUAGAAGAAAGAAAAUAAUCAAUAUGAAUCAUCAAAUUGUAAUGAUUUUACGUUUACAUAGUCCUGAUUUUCCAGAGGUCAUAAGUUUUUACUCAUAAUGAGUUACGGGGACCAUAAUAUAUCAAAUCGAAGAUAUUUCAAUGUUCUAAACUCUCAAAUUUCCACCGGGGUCGGCUGACCACCCUGACCCCCCCCCCUUGGCUCCACCCCUGCUUAUGCGAAUGUCCCUUUUAAGAGUUCACAUUCUAGUUUGGGUAAUAAUUUAUGUACUUUAGUUACACAUUUACUCAAUUUUUCCCUACUCAUUACAUAUCAAACCUCACGAUUUCUCCCCCCUUCAACUUAUUUCCCUUUAAUUACUAUCACAAUAUAUAUUGAAAGAAUUACACAAAUAUAACUACUUUAAACUCCACUAACAAAAAUAUGACUUUUUGAUCUAACUUAAUCCCAUGAUGCCCAUACGUGAUCCAUGCUAUAAGUCACUUUCUUGUAACUCUCAUGACUUUUGAUAAUAUUCAUGUAAAAAUCUCAUAUAUGUUUACUUUUUCUAAAAAAAUCUUUCAUCUCUUUUUUAUCAAAAUACUUUAUUUAACUUGCCUAAAAUAUCGUGUCAGUUAUUCAUGGGAAUCUUCCAACGAGACGGAGGGAGUAAGUCUUAUUUAUGUAAUCUUAAAGAUUCACUCAUAUGUUCGGAAUUUUACUCGCUUCAUCUCUUGUAAUUUGUCACCUUUCCUUUUUAAUUGUCUUAAAAAUUUGUCACUUUCUUUAUUAAUCAAUCGAUUUAUGGUUGUUUUUAUUUCUCUUGUCUCUCAAAAAAAUCUCAAACACUCGAUUUUUACUACGAAGUACAUUAUUUUCUGCAUUGGUGUUCAUCCUCAGUGAUUUAGAGGAAAACAGAGGCAAUAUUAUUUCGUAUGAAGUAACAAAGAAAAUUAAACACCAAAUGCAUUUUAUUUUUAUAUACAAAUGUUUGAUUUAGAGGGAAACAGAGGCAAUAUUAUUUUUCACAUAUUCGAAAAAACGAGUUUUACAAAAAAUUGACUUAUAGUAAUAAAAGUAAGAAGGGAAAACUGUCAAUUACGCUCUCCUUAAUUCUGUGUACCGAAAGUCGAUUAAGUUCUUGUACAUUAAAACACUGAAUUAUAUCCUCGAAAUUUGUGAUUUUGGGCGCUAUAUGUGUAAUAAUAAUAAAAACUAAGGUUUGAGUUAUUGUACAGGACCGUUUUUAGUUAUUUUUAUAUAUAAUAUCUUCUUCAUUUUAUUAAUAAAAUAUUCUGUAUAUUUUAAAUUUAAUUUUUGAUAAAUCAGCAUAAUUAGUCAAUAAAGUCAUUUAAGUCCAUUGAGACUAUUUUAUGAAAAGGACCCUUUGUCUUAUACUUCCUCCGUCCCGAAUUGAGGUCAAAAAUUGAACAGCACGGGAAUUAAGAAAGAAUAGAAAUUGGCAUUUACUUUCCCAUUUUUCCCUUCCUCACCCGGUGUGGACUGGAGGACAAACUUUUGUCAGCAACUUUUUUUAAGUUGGAAAAACGAAACGAUUUUUUUAAAGCAGUUCAAUUACAACUUUUGUCAGACAGUACGGGAUGUCUUACUGUGCUUCUUCUACAUGGCUUAUAUCGAGUAGGAAAAAAAGUGAAACAGGGAUUGUUAAUUGCCGAAAACCGAUCGUUAGCGUCUGAUCUCUGUUCGAGAGCAUCUCCAACAUUUUUGACAUAUACGUCAAGACUCCAACCGAUUGUCCACCGUCUGCCGCUUCAAUGGUUCGACCGGCGACACAAGUAUUUGGUUCGAUGAGGGCAGCAAUGACUCAUCUGUAAGGUUCUUCGAGGGCGACGGCGCAACGGCGACUCAUCUGCAACUUGGUCAACUAAACGCGUCGGAUCUGAGGAAUUUCAGGCGGAGCCAGAGCUAAUAGGACUGUAAGGGAGUUUUAAUUUAACGUUGAUUUUUCCCCUAAGCUGGAGCCCCCUUCUUUGAUUUGUCCCCUAAGCUGGAGCCCCCUUCUUUUCUCCAUCUUUAUCUUUAAAAGGAAGAUGAACAUAAUCUUGCCAUGGAGAAGGUGUGAGACUACAUUUACAAAGGUGGUUGUGCUUCAUAUGGGAAAUUGCUAAUAUGGAAAGAAAAGGGAGUUUUUUUACCAAAAGAGGGUAGUAUCCAAUCUUAUUCCCCAAUUAAGGGUACUUUCAGGGGCGGUCCUAGGGGGUGUGCAACAGGGGCGACCACCCUAGGCCCAAUAAAUUAGGCCCAAGAAAUUAGGGGGGGGGGAAUAGGCCCAAAAAUAUUUCUUUGUAUUUAGUGUAAGUAGACAAAAAAAAUUACAAAAAUAAAAUAAAAUAAACUAUGUAGUGUAAGUAGACUUCUUUUAAAAAAAAUAAGCUCAAUUAAUUGGUUCAAGGUUUAAUUUUUAAAAUAAAUGUAAAGUGGCCCACCUCUCUUAAUUCUCUUCGGAUCUCUAAGUUUUGUAAUCCUUUUAAUUACAAAAUUAUCAUGUUAUGUUAGGCCUCCCAAGUCCAAAAUUCCCAAUUCGCAAAGCCCAUUCAAAUUGUUUAGUUGUUACCAAAUUCCAAUAUCAACAAGAGUAAAGAAUGUUGCAAAGCGGUGACUCGGUGAGUGCCUCAGCGGUUUGUUAAAAAUUGAAGCCAAUCAAUCGAGAAACCCAAACGGCAGUCGAUGACCAAAAAACUUCUUUCAAGACUUUAAAUAAUCCAUCUGUGAUCAAUAAAUUAUUCUUGAUAAAUUGGUGAAUCGGGUUGGG